Marmota flaviventris (yellow-bellied marmot) is the source of this 1140-nucleotide messenger RNA. The record is from the annotation of a RefSeq genome assembly. Lineage: Eukaryota; Metazoa; Chordata; Mammalia; Rodentia; Sciuridae.
AUGACAAACACCCGCAAAACCCACCCUUUAAUUAAAAUUAUUAAUCACUCCUUCAUUGAUUUACCUGCGCCCUCCAAUAUCUCAACAUGAUGAAAUUUCGGGUCUCUACUAGGACUUUGCUUAGUCAUCCAAAUCCUUACCGGAUUAUUUUUAGCAAUACACUACACAUCCGAUACUUUAACAGCCUUCUCAUCAGUCACCCACAUCUGUCGAGACGUAAAUUACGGCUGACUUAUCCGCUAUAUACAUGCUAACGGUGCAUCAAUAUUUUUCAUCUGCCUCUUUCUUCAUGUAGGCCGAGGAAUAUACUAUGGCUCAUACACCUAUUUUGAAACAUGAAACAUUGGAGUUAUUCUCCUAUUUACAGUAAUAGCCACAGCCUUCAUAGGCUAUGUUCUUCCCUGAGGUCAAAUAUCAUUCUGAGGAGCAACUGUAAUUACUAAUCUUUUAUCCGCUAUUCCAUAUAUUGGCACAACCUUAGUCGAAUGAAUCUGAGGUGGAUUUUCAGUAGACAAAGCUACUCUAACACGAUUCUUUGCAUUCCACUUCGUUCUCCCCUUUAUUAUCGCAGCCCUAGUCAUAGUCCACCUCCUUUUCCUUCAUGAAACUGGAUCAAACAAUCCUUCAGGCCUUAUCUCUGACUCAGACAAGAUCCCCUUUCACCCAUACUAUACCAUCAAGGAUAUCCUUGGAGUUCUUCUCCUUAUUCUAAUUCUAAUAACCCUAGUCCUAUUUUCACCUGACCUUUUAGGAGACCCCGAUAAUUACACACCUGCAAAUCCCUUAAGCACACCACCCCAUAUUAAACCAGAAUGAUAUUUCUUAUUUGCCUACGCUAUCCUACGAUCUAUCCCCAACAAACUAGGGGGCGUUUUAGCCCUAGUAUUCUCAAUUCUUAUUUUAAUACUCUUUCCACUACUCCACUUAUCUAAACAACGUAGCAUAAUAUUCCGACCAUUAAGCCAAUGCAUAUUUUGAAUUCUAGUAGCAGAUCUAUUCACACUGACCUGAAUCGGAGGACAGCCCGUUGAAUACCCGUAUAUUAUCAUCGGCCAACUAGCAUCAAUCCUAUAUUUCGCUAUUAUUCUUUUAAUUUUACCAACCAUUAGUCUAAUUGAAAACAAACUUCUUAAAUGAAGA